AUGAUCAGAAUGGUGCGCUUAAAUAUGAUCGUUUGGAUUGGUUGCUGUGCCUGUUUGCUACUGCAGGCCCCAUGGGUGGUGGCGGCGGGGCAUGAUCCACCGCCCGGGAAUCGACCCACCCAGCUAGAAGACAUCGAGCGGGACAAUCUCAACAGCGAGCGACAAGUGUUCAAAAAGGAAGCGAUCGCUCAGCAGCAACAGCACGGUGCCAGUUCGACCCAAAGCAACAAUCACUACACCGUGCAGAUACAGCACCAUCCGGGCAGUGCCACCGGAACGCACAGUUCCGUCAAAUACGUAACGCCACUUCCGGUUCCGACGCAGACGCUUUCCUACACGAAAGAUCAUGCCGUUCCCCAGCAGUACGUCAGCAUCCCGCAACAGCAGCAACCGUCCCAUCAUCUGCUUCACCAACAGGUACCACAGGUGCACGAGGAUCACUCCACCUACACGGUUCCUUCCCGCCAAUCACUGCUGCAGCCCGUCAUCGGUGGAGGCGCACCGGCCUCCCCCUAUCUGACACCGCAACCGCAGUACGUUUAUGUGCAGGCCCGGCCCCAACAGUUGCCACAGUAUGCGGCCGACAACAAUCUGCCCCAAUCGCUGCUACACAUCCUGCCACAAAAUUCGCAAGCUUAUAUCAUGAUUCCGACGCCAUACUACCAACAGCAACCACAGCACAUCCCAUCCACUCCAACUGGUCCAGCCCUGCCAUCUUUAGCGCCGGCACCAUCAUCGGCGCCGCCCCAUUCCGCCCAGCAGCUGGCCGCGUAUGUCAACGACCCGGACAACCACAUCCAAACCUACUCUCACGGUGAAACUGGAGCACAUUCACCGGGUACCGUCGGUCCCUCGACGGUCCAGCCUACGCCACAGCCCGACGUCGUGUACGCAGCGUCCUCUACACCUGCCCCACCGCGCCACCAGUCACCGUCGGCGGAGUUUUCCAUCGUGAAGAGUGUGGAGCAGCCUGUCUACUUCUCACACGACCUUCCACCUGCGCAACCGAGCAAGUACCCCGUGGUAGGGGACGGUCCGCAUCACUUCGGUGCACCACAGUUCCACCACCCCACUGGAAGACCUUUCCUGCCCCAUUCCUCCCCGCAGCAGCACCUUCAUCAUCAUGUUGCUCCCGCCGUACCUUACCCCACAUACGUACAACCGCACGGACAUGCAUCUGCCGGUCCGACCCACUCACUAGCCCCACAGUUCUAUCCUUCACUGAACCAUCCCAACAACGGGAUACUGAACUACUUCGGCGUACAGCAUCGUCCACCUACCAGUCUGCUUGACUCGUACGUACCAUCCUCGCUACAGCUUGCUAAAGCGCCACUGUACACAACGAAGCUGACGCCGCACGCAUUCGGUCCUGCUCAUCAACCGAUCCAUCAUGCACAUCCCCAUCAUCAGCGGCCGGCGCACUUCUAUCAACCGGGCGUCCCGGUAUAUCCGUUGAAUCCACUCCACACAACCGUACUGCAACCGGCAGGACAUGCACAGCCUUUACAUAGCUCCGCGACGCAGCCGCUCCUUGGGCAGAUCCCAUCGGGUCCGGCCACAGCACCCGGGUACAACACGAUCGCCUAUUCCGUGCCGCUAGCCUACACGAAAACCUCCGCCCAGUAUAAGCGAUCACCGGGAUUGUUUAGUGUGGCGGGUUUUGUAAAACCGUCCGGGUUGGCCACGACCAAACUGCAACCGGCUAAGCAGUUCCAGUAG
Molecule: messenger RNA, 1719 nt
Organism: Anopheles moucheti
Lineage: Eukaryota; Metazoa; Arthropoda; Insecta; Diptera; Culicidae
Product: ataxin-2 homolog
Exons: 4
Coding region: 1-1719 (572 amino acids)
Source: RefSeq, a predicted model, not a curated record